Messenger RNA from Notechis scutatus (mainland tiger snake), 1914 nucleotides. RefSeq names its product RALY heterogeneous nuclear ribonucleoprotein (gene RALY). Gene Ontology annotation, molecular function: RNA binding. Gene Ontology annotation, cellular component: nucleus. The record is from RefSeq and is a predicted model, not a curated record. Lineage: Eukaryota; Metazoa; Chordata; Lepidosauria; Squamata; Elapidae.
GUUAAGGAAUACUACAUCGGUUUAGCCUCCUCAUAUAGUGGGCAAGGAGGAUUGAGGGAUUCAUAUCUAAAACACCAAUCUUGGUGUCAAGAUGUCAUUGAAAGUACAGACAAGUAACAUCACAAACAAGAAUGAUCCCAAGUCCAUCAACUCCAGGGUCUUCAUUGGGAACCUCAACACAGCAGUGGUCAAGAAGUCAGAUGUAGAAACCAUCUUCUCUAAAUAUGGCAGAGUGGUGGGCUGCUCUGUGCACAAAGGCUAUGCAUUUGUACAAUAUUCAAAUGAAAGGCAUGCACGGGCUGCUGUCCUAGGGGAGAAUGGGAGAGUACUCGCCGGUCAGACUCUAGAUAUAAACAUGGCUGGAGAACCGAAGCCCAACAGGCCAAAAGGACUAAAGAGAACAGCAUCUGCCUUGUACAGCAGUGGCUAUGACUUUGACUAUGAUUACUACAGAGAUGACUUCUAUGACAGACUCUUUGAGUAUCGAGGAAGAAUCUCUCCCAUACCCAGGAUGGUUCCAGUGAAGCGGCCACGAGUCACCAUCCCUUUAGUACGACGUGUCAAAGCAACUAUCCCGGUCAAGCUCUUUGCCAGAUCUGCUGCUCUUGUGAACAGCUCCGCCAAAUUGAAAUUGAAAUGCAGUGAACUUCAGACAAUUAAAACUGAGCUGACACAGAUCAAAUCCAACAUUGAUGCUCUCUUGGGCAGAUUGGAGCAGAUUGCUGAACAACAGAAAACACCUACAGAAGUUAGAAAAAAGGCAGAUGGAAACAAAAGUGAAAUUUCUCAGGAAGAUACAGCAUCAGAAGCAGACCUGAAUACAGAAGAGCCAUUAAAUGGGGAAGAAGAGGACGAGGAGGAAGGCCUUGUGCAGGAUGAUUGUGACGAUGAAUUGGAAAAUAGCCAUUUCACGUAUGUGGAAGACUCCAGCCUACAGUAAUUAGGUUCCCUUCUUUGUACAAUACUGUAAGAUGGUUUAUUCCUAGUUGCCAACUUCAAAAAUAGAUGGAGCGUUGUUUGCUUAGCAGGGUAAUCCAAACUUUCAGACUCCAACUUCAGGAAAGGGUGAGAAUCACAUUUUCAUAUGGGCCAAAUUCAGAGGAACUGAUCCUACCCUUCUAAGGAUUUCUACUGGAAGAUAUACAACCUUUCUUCAGGACAUAGUAACAGAAGAUUGCGUCUCUCAAAGCACAGUAAUUUACAACAAUUUCUUUGUUGAAAAUACAAGUUACAAAGCAGGCAAGCAUUGUUUUUCUUUUUUUUCUUUAUUCUUUUGGCUCUUCUCUAUUAGCUUAUCCUGCAAAGUUUGGUCACUUUGGCAUCUCUAGCUAUUUUCAAAAUGCUUCCUAGACUUUGUUUUGCUAUGAACAAAUGCAGGACUGAAGAAUGGAAGAAAUGGGGGGAGGGGGAUUUGUACAUAACAUCCUGUAUAAUAAAAGGAAGAACUUGAUUCAUGAUGUAAGCCCAGUAUCUUUUUUUUUUUUUUUUUGCUGUUAUUGCUAUUCAAAUAAGUUACGUUUCAAAAUAUUAUAUUGGAUUCAGGCUACCUCUUCAUCACAUGGGAUAUUUUGGUUCACAGUACCAACGCCUAAUUUUCUUUCAAACUUUUGGUCUCUGUGCUAUUCUUAUUUAACAUACAUACAAAAUGGUGUCCAAACCAAACUAUGAGUGGAAGCUGCCACAAUUAAUGCUUAGAAUUCUAGGUAUAUUUUUUUCCUGGAUACUCCAUUCCAUUUUCUUCUUUCAUCCUGCUACCAACAUCAGCCAAUAUUCCCCCAUCCAUUGAGCAUAUUGAAUACCCACAUCUUUUGGGGGGUUCUCCUGCCUCUCAUGUGCUUUUCUACUAAACUUCAAUUUUAUUAUAUGCUGCUUUUUAACUUAGAGUGAAAUCUAAGUGACACCCAGAAGAAAUUU